AUGCAGGAACCUGUGAGGUCAAGAUUGGCCUCCCUCAGUGACUUUCAAUUUGGAGCUGUUGCCACAGAGACGAUCGAAGACGCUCUGCUUCACCUGGCGCAGCAGAACGAGCGAGCCGUGCAGGGGGCUGCCGGCCGGAUGGGCAGCUUCAGGGAGACCCGGAUCGUGGAGUUUGUUUUUCUCCUGUCUGAACAAUGGUGUCUGGAGAAAUCCGUGAGCUACCAGGCUGUAGAAAUCCUAGAAAGGUUCAUGGUUAAGCAGGCAGAGAAUAUCUGUAGGCAAGCCACGACCCAGCUGAGAGAGAAGACGGAGCCUCAGAAUUGGAAAGCUCUGAAAGAACAGCUUUUCAACAAGUUCAUCCUGCGUCUUGUGUCAUGUGUUCAACUGGCGAGCAAACUUUCCUUCCACUACAAAAUUAUCAGCAACGUUACAGUCCUGAAUUUCCUCCAGUCUCUGGGGUAUGUGCACACUAAGGAGGAACUGCUGGAGUCAGAGCUUGAUGUUUUGAAGUCCCUGAACUUCCAAAUCAAUCUGCCUACUCCCCUGGCAUAUGUAGAGAUGCUUCUGGAGGUUUUAGGAUACAAUGGCUGUUUGGUCCCAGCCACACAGCUGCAUGCAACCUGCCUGACCCUGCUCGACCUUGUCUAUCUCCUGCACGAACCCGUAUAUGAGAGCCUGCUCAGGGCUUCAAUUGAAAACUCCAUACCCAGUCAGCUGCAAGGGGAGAAGUUUGCUUCAGUGAAGGAAGACUUCAUGCUGUUGGGAGUAGGAAUCAUUGCGGCAAGUGCUUUCAUCCAAAACCAUGAGUGCUGGAGCCAGGUUGUGGAGCAUUUGCAGAGCAUCACUGGCAUUACCCUGGAAAGCAUCGCUGAGUUCUCUUACGCAAUCCUGACUCACAGCGUGGGUGCCAACACUCCAGGGCGACAGCCUGUCCCCCCCCACCUGGAGGCCAGAGCUCUGCGGGCUGCCACUUCCUCCAACACGUGA
This is a messenger RNA of Puma concolor (puma), 987 nucleotides long. RefSeq names its product cyclin N-terminal domain containing 1 (gene CNTD1). Gene Ontology annotation, biological process: reciprocal meiotic recombination. Gene Ontology annotation, cellular component: site of double-strand break. NCBI's taxonomy places the organism in Eukaryota, Metazoa, Chordata, Mammalia, Carnivora, Felidae. The record is from RefSeq and is a predicted model, not a curated record.